AAACACUAGCUUGACAUUUCGGCAAACUUGUCGAUCCUCUCUUGAAACUGUCAAAACGCCCAAAAAAAUCGCAACGUAAACAAAUAUAAAUAAAAUCCAAAACAAAUCACCAGCAAUAAGUUUGGUUUCGAAUGGAUGCAAAAAACAGAUCACAUAACACAGGCUCCACAGUAGUGAAAACAGAAUAAUCAAAUGAGAUAUCAAUGCGCUCUUCAGUGAGCUAUAUAUUGUCUCACGCCCCAGGAGAAUCUGUGAUGUCUCAUCCAGACUAUGGGCAGCACGCCCAACAUCACGCAUGCCUUCUAGUGCUCGUCAAGGGAAUAGGCGGCAUGUUGAAAAAUUUCAAUAAACUCUGGGAGCGAAUACAGAGAAUCAACACUAUCAAAGUCACUGACUCCGCAGGGCAGGUGAGAGACAUAUGGGUACGCUAUGUCAGAGACUACCCUGUUGAGAAUAAUGAUUGGGGAGACUUUCAGACUCAUCGGAGACUACUUGGCUUGAUAACUCUAAGCAAAUUCACUAAUCAAGUCGAAUUGAAUGAAGUGUGUAGAGUACAUGAAAGUUUAAAAGUAAAAUACUCCAAUACUCUGUAUGACUCCAGAGCAUUUAUGUUUGGACCUAUUAGCAACAUGAAAAAACCCGAACAAGAACCUGAAACAUACAGUAUCUUUGAAGGCGAGAAAACCAUCAAACAAGAAUGUAACAUAUCUGAAAAAGCAUCAAUUCCAAGUGAACACAUGGACAGCCUGUCAUCAUCGGAAAGCUUCCCACGAUCCACUUCAUCAACUACAUCAUAUACCCAAGAAGAAAACUUCACCACACCUUCAAAUUUCAAAACUCAUGCAAUGUUUUAUGGUGAAAACGAUCCUGUUCCAGACUUAGAGCAGAAUGUGGCAGAUCUUAUCAAUUCACUUUUCUGGGUGGUGGAGUCUAAGCGUUUGGAAAGAUCUAGAGAGAAAUUAGAAAAGGUUUCUCUCCUACUAGCCCCCUUUGAAAAAAAGGAUUUUGUAGGCUUAGAUAUGGAAUCGCGGAACAACAAAAAACGUUGUAUGGGCCGGGUGACAACAAAUUUGGCAGAUUUGACUCUCCAAGCUGGGUUAGUUGCUGAUAGCUUGAAUUUGUAUCACUCUGCUGCAGAAAUACUGAAAUCGGUCAAUGAUUGGUUGUGGUUAGCCGCUGCUAAAGAAGGAUUAUGUGCGUCGUCUGCUAUACUACUGUAUCCGAAUUUACGUAACUCCACACCGCUACAGCGAAACGCGAGCCUUCAAGAAAGUUCGCCGAGCAAAAGCAAGCCUUUGUCUCUCUUCCAGCCAACUGAUCCAUUUAGAAAGUUCAAACUGAAUUCGUCACCCUUACGUAAUUCCAAAACGUCGAGUCCAAUUAAUCCACCGAGUGAACUAACUCCGACUUCCUCAGAGAGCAUUGACACGUCCUCAAGACAAUCGGAGACCGACAACGGUGACACGGAAUCCUUAGCUUCGUCCAGCGAUAUUGAAUACCAAAGCCCCAAAUCCUAUUUAAGCACAGAACUACCGUCGAUACCGCGCCAACCGCCAUCGCAGAUCACUAACCAAUAUUUGUUGAAUGGAGAAGAAAUCGCGGAAAAGUAUCGCAAGGCGAUAAUCCACUACAGCAAGUACCAGAACGCCGGUAUCAUUGAAACCGAGGCUUGCUUUAAGGCAGCCCGGAUAGCGGUUGAGCAGAAUAAUAGUUUACACGCGUCCAGCUUUCUGCAGAACGUGAUAUUCAUUAACUUGACGCUGAGCGAACAGGAGAAGAUACAACGAUUUGACACGUUAGCCGAACUUUAUAAAGAUAUUGGUUUCCUCCGUAAAGCAGCAUUUUGCCAACGAUUGGCGGCGACGAGACAGGUUAGUCCGAAUAACCCGAAUCCAGAUUGGCAACGGUGCUACUAUCUCAUGCUGCACAGCUUCCCAGGACACAAACUUAGCUUAGAUCCCAAUUACGUUGUACAACACCAAGUUGGCUGGCCAGCGCUUCAGAUUCAGUUACUACAAGAACUAGUUGUGGCCGCCCGUAGGAUGGGUCACCCGGCUCUUGCGACAAGGCACAUGACGUUUUUACUUCAAACGAUGUGGCCUCAUCUGACCAAGCAGGAACACCGAGAUCUGGCCAUACAAUUGCAGGCUUUAUCAGCGCAAUGCGAAGGGGGUCCGGUUCCUCUCGUGCUGGAAACAGGCGAGGUAAUUCCACCAGCGAACCUCAGUCACGUACCGAACUGUUCUUGGUUCACACCCAGGCCGUUACCUCCGGCGAGGGCUCCGCAUCUUGUUAAAUCGAAGGCCCACCACGGACCUUUCAUAUUUACACCGAUACACUUCGGCAGCUUGGAGAGGAACGCUAAGAAACAAGAAGGGAAAAUGGAAUACCUAUGGGUCGAAGGUGAUAUCUGCGAGGUGCAAAUGAAGCUGACCAACCCGCUACCGUUCGAGUUGAAAGUUUCGAACAUGCGUCUGCUAACGUCGGGCGUUGUGUUCGAAUCUAUACCGGAAACAAUAAUACUACCGCCCGACUCGCCGACAACGGUGAACUUACACGGCACCCCGAAAGAAAUAGGGGAAUUGCAAAUACUAGGCUACUCGACACACACGCUCGGUGUCAAAUCGAACUGUCGUCUCAAGAAUAUGCCGAUGCCGAACAAAUUCCCGGCGUCGUUUACCGUUGAAGUAAUACCGAGUCUCCCCACGAUCGCUAUAGAGACGACCGUAACGCCAUCUGGGAAUGGGGGGCUGUCAACUGAAACUGUGGGCAGCACUACAAAUGUCACUUUGUAUAACGGAGAGAGCACAGACUGUACAAUUAAAAUCACGAACACUAAUUCUGUACCUAUCGAAUACCUUGACUUGGCUAUACAGUCAAACAUCGAUACGGCACUUCAAUCUAAAAUAUUCCAAUUCUCAAACGAGGAUAUACAGUCGCAGUUGCCCAUCGCUCCAGACCAAACCGCUACGAUAACGAUAAAGUUAUACGGCGAGGCAGAUUUCCUAGAUCUAGGCGGCGUGGGCGGGGAGAACCUAUUUCCUAACAGCCUCACUUCUAAUUAUCCGUCAAGGGUAGGAUCGCCAGUACCCAAUGCUCAGACCUCCCUGCCCACGCAGAGUUCCAAUCCUCAAAAUUCAUUGAGCAGUGGACUUAUGCCGCACAGAACUUCGGGCAGUUUCAGGUCGACUAAUUCUUACGCGACCAGCUGGUCCGCGCCUAUAUCAGUUAUGCCCCCCUCCAGAGGUCGUCAAAUCGAGUCUCAGCUUAUUUUAAGAUAUUCUGGUGGCGAAGGAAAAGAUGUUCAUUGUCGUCAAUCUACCUUACAAAUCAAUUUAGAAUUGUUACCUAGUGUCUCUAUAACGCAUUGGGAUGUGCUGCCAGCGGAAAUUGCAUCACAACUGUAUUUAGUGUUAGACGUAACAAAUCUUACGUCUGAGGAGAUGGACUUUCAUUAUGCGCCAAACAAACAUAUUCUGAUCGAGAGCAAGGAAUCCUGUAGAGUUCCCGUACCGUUAGACAGAUGUCCUUUUAGCAAUACGAAUGUAAAAAGCGAUGAUGAUACCACAGACUCAAAAUCGAUAAGCACCGGAACGUCGACAAACAGCCUCGAAUUAAUGUGCUCCGAACACAUAACCAACAACACGGACUUGAGAUGGAACUUGGUUCAUUCCGACAUAAGUGGUCGGGCUUCCGUCAAAGGGAUCACCCUAUCGCAAACCAUGAUGGAUAUAGUUCGGAUGUCACCGCUGAACUGGGAGGUUAGCAUUAACAGCCAGUGCAUAAAGCCCCAAGAGGAGUUCAACUGUACGGCGGGCGAGUGCCUCUCGUUAGGCGUGGCUGUAUGGAAUCACCUCAGCCGGCCGCUGCACAAACUAUGCCUGUCUGUACAGUUCUAUCAGGAUUAUAACAACGGCGUUUUCAGUUACAAACUCGACAAUAGGGUUGCUACUGCCGGAAAUAAUAAGGUGGUACUAACAACACUGCGGGAGUCAGCUAAAGCUUACCACGAGUGUACUGUGGUUUUUUUGACGCCCGGAGAAUAUAAAAUUGAUAUCCAAUGUUCUACAACUGAACCGAUUUUAGAAGACUCCACUGUACUGAAAGAACCCGAGCAACCAUCCAUCAUACAGCCGUGUGCGAGUGAAAUAAGUCACGUUUGGCGUUUUAUACCGCCCGUAGCUAUAAGUGUAAUAGAUUAAAUAAUUUAGUUAAUUAAAACGGCAAUUCCGAUAUUAAUCUUUAGGCUUUCGCAAGUCUUAGAUAUUCUGUUAUCUACUUCAAUAAUGUAUAAAUAUUACAAAUAUAUUAUAAUAUAUAGCGUACAUUAUAAUUAUUUGAAUACCUUAGUAAUGGUUUUUUUGCAUAAUUGGUUCGAUUACUACAUCGAUACUAAAUACAUUUUUACCAUUUAGCGUGUUUUAUUUCCUUAACAUUAAUAAUAAUUAUACUAUACUAAAAGGUCGGAGUUUGAGUGCUGGGCAUAGUAUUUCUUUGGCGGGAGUGGCAGGCAUGUAUUAAGCGAAUAGAUUUAUUUUGUUAAUUUAGUAUUUGUUUUAACAUAUCGACAGUGGCAGUAUUACAAUACAGUGGAUUUUUUUUAUUAAUUUCAAUAAGUCGCCACGUCCAACUGCUUUGUUUCAUUUUCCCGCAUUUGUGUAGUUUUUUAGAUUAUAAAUGGUUAAUGAACCACAGUUAUUUCGGUCUCGUGUUAUGUAUGAGUUAUGGAGGGUAGAAGAAGUAAGGAGGACCAUCUCAGUAUAUUAAAAAGUGUCCGCUGAAAGGGAACCAAUCAAGGUGGCGCCAUAGUAGCAAGCGGAAAGAUUUUAUAAACAGCGCCAUACACUACCACACUUCACUUUAUUUAAAACUGCUACAUUCAUAUAUUUCCGCUUCCUACAGUAGUGCUGUUUCGGUGAAUCUCCAAAGAUAACUUAUUAUUUACAUGAGAACCAUGCCAGUGGCUAUAAGAACAUCUACAAUUCGACACGCAGUCAUCUAAUAAAAUAAAAAUUAGUGGCUGUAUUGAGUACGAUCCCCUUACCUAUUUAUUAGACCAAGCGGCAAGCGUGCAAAAAAAACAAAAGAGACAAAAAACGAAUUUUGUUGCGAUUUGGAUUUAGAGAAAUUAUAAAAUAAAAUUACAUAAUUAACUGACGAUGGCUCCGAUAAUACGCUGUGCUAUAGACAAUUGCAAAACUACAUCUGUAAACAAGACUCCAGAUGUAACUUUCCACCGAUGCCCAUACAAUUCUGAAAUGAGUAAUAAAUGGCUCAGAGUACUAAAACAAAGAUGCACUGCAUUUGAUUCUGUAGAUAGUAAAAUCUGUUCAAAACAUUUUGAAUUAAAGUAUUUUGAUGCACAAAAGAAACUGAAAGAAAAUGCAGUGCCAACGUUAUUUUCUUCUGCUAGUCACUCACUGUCACUGAGGUCAAUUGGAAAGUCUGACAGUGGAAAAACGAAGAUUGAAAAAAUAUUAAAUAGAAUGACACAAGCAGACCUGACUGCCGAUAUCAAGCUAAAUUUGGCUCAUUUAAAAGAACCAAUGCAUUUAGAUAGUUUUGUUACAGAUGAUUUAAAAUGUAAAUCUGAUGCACCUAAUGCAGCUAACUUGUGGCUUAUGAUUAAGAAGCAAGAACAUCUCAAUACAAGACUUAUGGACCUAGUGGUACAAACUAAAAAACAUGUGGAGAUACUGCAGAAAAGCAUGGAAGAAUCGAGACUUGUUAAAAAAGAACAAGAACAAAAUAUAGAAUCAUUAAAAUACAUUGUUAAAUGUCUUCAAGAAAAACAAACCACUCUUGAAGAGCAGAUUGAAAUAUUGACUGCAGUAGAAUCAAGAUAAAAUAUUGCAAAUUUUAUAAUUUAAAGGGGGCCUAAGUAUUUCUGGCCUUUUCUGGUUUUUUAUAAAAAAAUUACGAUAUAUAAUGAAAGACAAUUUAAGUUACGUAGCAGUAUUUUAAUCACGUAGAUAAUGAAUAUAUUCAAUAUAAUAAAUAUUUAGCCACAUGA
Messenger RNA from Bombyx mori (domestic silkworm), 6013 nucleotides. It is a transcript of the gene brun, whose product is annotated as protein brunelleschi. The transcript has 19 exons. The coding region runs from base 204 to 4202 and encodes 1332 amino acids. Lineage: Eukaryota; Metazoa; Arthropoda; Insecta; Lepidoptera; Bombycidae. Gene Ontology annotation, cellular component: trans-Golgi network. The record is from RefSeq and is a predicted model, not a curated record.